Monopterus albus (swamp eel) is the source of this 3778-nucleotide messenger RNA. It is a transcript of the gene ston1, whose product is annotated as stonin 1. Gene Ontology annotation, biological process: regulation of endocytosis; endocytosis. The transcript is spliced from 4 exons. Lineage: Eukaryota; Metazoa; Chordata; Actinopteri; Synbranchiformes; Synbranchidae. The record is from RefSeq and is a predicted model, not a curated record. The coding region runs from base 347 to 2455 and encodes 702 amino acids.
ACAUACGUCACUUCUUGUGAAGUGCGCGUCCGUCUCCGGAUUGUGACAUUUCCUAUAGCCCUGAACGAAGCACCGCUCAGUUCAUUCGUGCAGUGUCCCGUCCGAGGACAGUCCGAUUGAACUCGGGAGUGGAAUCUGCUCCGCUAAAACUCACAGGAUUUACACUCUGCCAUUUUGAACAAAACCGGCCGACAUCAGAGUUCACACACGUCCAUCAGACAGAAGUCCUGGCCUGAUUUUGUCAACUUGUACCUUUGCCUUUAUGAGAAGGGUUCUGAAGUGGGAGACGAGCACCGCAACAAAGGAGGGGCUGUUGUUUUGAACCUUUCAUCGGUCCUCUGCAGCCAUGUGUUCUACCAAUCAUUCAAACUGGGUCACAUUUGAAGAUGACAACGCACCGCUGUCAUCGCCUCGGAAACCCUUACAGUCAGAGCAUAUCAAAACAUCGAUCCCACGUCCCAAUGGUCUGAAAGUACCACUUCCUCCAAUAACAGACACUUCUUGGAGCUUCAGUCGUUCCCUGGAAUCCCCUCAAAGCCACUUGAGUCUUAGUGGAAGUCCUUGUGAGCCAUGUAACACACACUUUUACACUCCUGUGAACAGCACGUCCCCAUUUCACUCCCACACAUGGGGAAAAAAUGACUUCUUCCAAAGUUUGUCCGGUGCAUCGACCACUUCUGUUUCCCCUCCUGCACCAGAACCUCUUGAUCAAACCUCAGAAGGACCAAGCCCUUUCCCCUCUUUCCAGGGAAAUUCGGGACACUAUAACCCUUUCUGGGAUGGAUCUAGACACAGCGCAGAUACGGGCAGCUCAUCCUCAGACUCAGAAUCUAACAACAGUCUACCACGUUUCUUUAUUCGGACCAAAGAUGGCAGUGAACCUCCACGCAAUGAACUCCAGAGCUCUAUCUCUUAUGUUUGCCAUAAACUGCAAGGCCUACAAGCAGAACCAGACCAUGAAACAGACAGCGAAAAAGACAGGGAGAGGCAGCUAAGUUGCAGAAAUGAGGUGUUAAGAGAGGGUUCAUCUCAGUUUGUCCCUCGGGGUCUGUUUCGUAGUCAGAAGAGAGAUGGUUGGUCUGUCAUGCUAAGGAUUCCUGAGAAAAAGAACCGCAUGUCCUCCCGACAGUGGGGGCCGAUCUAUCUUCGCUUGUUGCCAGGAGGUGUGUUGCAGAUGUACUAUGAGAAAGGGCUGGAGAAGCCAUUCAAGGAGUUCCAGCUUUUCCCUCAGUGUAGGCUCUCGGAUCUUAAACUGGAAAGUUACAGCGAACCCCGCAAAGUCCUCACGAUCAAGGUGGAACAUUUCUCCUACACAGAGAAGAAACGCUAUCACCCUAAGUUGGAGGUUAGUCAUGAAGCAGAGGUAGAACAGCUGCUCAAGUUUGGCUCCACAGUGCAUGACGACAUGGAGGACCUGGUAGUCUCCAUGGAAGAGGAAAUCUUCAAACUGUGUAUGCCCCUCCAACUGAGGCGGCACUAUGAGGAGCAGGAGCUAUCCUUGCAGAUUACUGAUCAUAUCUGGGUACAACUGGAUAAGAGCGGAGGAGUCAUAGAGCGGGCGGCCUUCACCCAGAUUCACUGUCUGGCUUUUCUGAAUGGACUAGGGGAUUGUUUUCUUGCCCUUAAUGAUAUCAGGCUGCUGCACUUUGACUCUAGCUAUGGGUCAGAGGAGGGCACUGAACUCUGGAUGGAGAUUGCUGACUGUCAUUUGCACAAAUGUGUGAAUGAGAUAGAGUUUCAGCGGUCCCGACUGAUUAAGUUCUUGCCUCCUGAUGCCUGCAGGGUGGAGCUGAUGCGGUAUAAGACGAUGAUUCUGGGUUACACAGCUAUUCCCUUCUCAAUCAAAGCUGUGGUCACAGUUCAAGGUGCCUAUGUGGAACUCCAGGCCUUUCUUAACAUGUCAGCCACCUUCCUUUCCUCCAUGGGGGGGUCUGAUACAUACCCACUGUGUGAGAAUGUAGUGAUCCGUGUGCCAGUGCCAGGCGACUGGGUCAGAGUGACACAAACAGUGGCCUUAUUGCGACAGAGGUCACUAAAGGCCAGAAUGAACAGAAAUACCUGCCUGGGCUCUGUCAGCGCUGCAGAUUCCCAGCCUGUCAUGCAGGUGUCAGUCGGCACUGUCAAAUAUGAGAAUGUAUAUUCAGCCAUCGUGUGGAGGAUCGACAAACUCCCUGCCAAAAAUACGGCACUAGAUCAGCCCCAUUCAUUUUCCUGCAAGCUAGAGCUGGGGUCUGAUCAGGAGAUUCCAAAUGACUGGUAUCCUUUUGUGACGAUGGAAUGUGAAAUUAUGGGCGCAGUUGUGUCACAGACCAGGGUGAAGUCACUGGGCACAGCAAAUGACAUCCAGCCGCAGAAACAUUUGACCAGCUGGACACGCUAUCAUUGUCAGGUGGAAGUGGAGAAGAAGUGGAUUGAAACAGAGUCACAGAGGCAGUCUGGCUGUAUGACACAGUGAUGCUUAAAGAAUCUCUGUAGAGAAUCCCUUUGGUGCGAGAUGUUUGCCAGAAUUGUCUUAAUGGUGAAAAGGGAUUAAAAAUAAGAAAAAUGAGGGUGGUGAGGGACUUUCUGCUUAUAUCCGGUGUCAGAUUCAUCUAAUUACAAAUAACCUGGUAGUAUUUCUUAUAGAGGUUAACUGAUUUUGUAUCCUUUCAAUGAUACCGAAUUAAGUCAAGAUCUCAUCAACAAUUUAACAUGGACUUUAUGCCUAGCACUUUACAUUUAAUAGAUUUAUUAGCUGCGAGAUUACAGGUUAUAUGUAUAUAAACUUGCAUUUGCGGCAACUGCACUGCCCUCCAGAAUGAUUAGCAACCUUAAUAAAUGUGUGCCGAGGUUAUAUGAGAUAAACCACCCAAGUAAUGAGCAGUAUUCAUUGUGUUUGAGAGUAGCUAAUUAUCAUCACAUGUCUAUGGUCAGGCCCUUUUGUUGCCCAGCAGCAUUUAAAGUUCACAUGCUUCCAAGUUGAUCCAUUUAAAUAUCAAUCCUCCACAUGUACUAAAUCUUAUGUGGCAGUGACCCAGUGAUUAAUUAUUAUUCUCUAAGACUCAAAAUGUUGCCUUCUGUAUGUAGGUAACCCCAUGUACCAGCAAAAGGCAGACAACUCCUUGUCGAAAAGGACUAAAGUAAUGCAAUUAUAUUUGUAUACAACUGGCUCAGAGGUGUGUCACAUCAUGCUGACUCUCACUGAGCAGCACUUGUCUGAAGUGACUUAAUCACAGUUAUCAGGAAGGUUUGGUUGAAUGUCAGCAGUCGUUCUCAGCAAUGAAACACUGAUAAAGUGAGUUGGUACAGGUCAUUUUUGCUGAAAUUGAAAGUGCAUUAGCCCAGAAAGCUACAUGAUAAUUCCAUAUUGAAGAGUAGCUGUCUUGCUUUUGCCAAAUACAAAGUGAAACAGCAAUUGCAAUUUGUAAGUAAUCCAACUGGAACAUGGCUGGUUAGCUAUAAACUCACUGCAUGUUCCAUCUUUGAAGCAGAUUUUGAAAUAGUUGUAGUAAAGCAGCAGCUAUACACAAACCGGAAUACUGCUCAUUAAUUUUGUUGUUCACCUCAGGCUAUCCUUUGACUUUGUACCAAGGUUGCAUUCUGGACUGUAAUUUUUAUUUAAACUAAGCAAAUCUUCAUUAUGUGAUCUUUCUGCCUGGGGGUUGUGAAUAGGUUGGCUCAAAUAAACAAUGGUGAAGCUUCAUAUUGAACAGCACAGACCUUCAAUGAGGAAUUUAAUGUAUAAGGUACCUGGCUUAAGCUGGAUAUUAUGGAUAUCAGGAGUAAAAACUAAAUUGAA